CAGAUUGGCUGGCUUGUAACCGGCAUUUUCACGAUAACCUCGGUCGUGAUCUCCUUCUGGCUCAUGGAGAAGCAUUUUCGGGGUUAUACAAACAAAGCAGAGCAGCGCCAUAUCGCGCGGAUUCUCCUCAUGAUUCCGAUAUACUCCGUUGUGAGCCUAGCGUCCUACUUAUUCUGGAACCAUUCGACUCCUCUGUUACUCCUCCGCGACUGUUACGAAUCCACUGUGCUAACAUCAUUCUUCUAUCUACUCCUGAUAUGCAUCUCUCCCGACCCUGAAGAACAGAAGGAAGUGCUUCGAAAGGCUGGGCUUUCUCGUGAGAACGACCGGGAGCGCGUGCGGGCGGGCGAACCGCUCAAGAAAUGGAUGUUUCCGCUCGGGUCAGUCAAAUGGAAGCCGGCGGAUGGUCUGUACUUUCUGCAGCUCAUGAAGUGGGGCGUCUUACAAUACUGCGUUAUCCGGCCGACAACGACUCUGGCCGCAGUCAUACUAAAUUACGUCGGUCUCUACUGCAAUGAUUCCUGGAGUCCCGAGUGGGGACAUCUUUAUAUUACUUCUAUCGUUUCUGUCUCAGUUACGAUUGCCAUGUACUGUCUUCUGCAAGUGUACACGUCGAUCAAAGUUUAUCUGGCGCCUCAAAAGCCAUUGAUGAAGCUGCUCGUCAUCAAAGCAGUCGUCUUUCUUACGUUUUGGCAAGAAUCUGGUCUAUCUCUGCUUGCAACGUUCGGGAUUGUGAAGAAUACAGAGUACAUGACGGCCGAUGACAUCAACAUAGGUAUCGGCGCCAUCUUGGAGACGGUCGAGAUGACGAUUUUCGCUUUGUUGCAUAUCAAGGCUUUCAGCUAUAAGCCCUACGUUACCGGUUAUCCCACCAAGCGCUUUCCAUCGUUCAUACAUGCCUUCAACUUCAAAGAAACGCUAGUCGAGCUGUGGUACGGGCUGGUGUACAUGUUCCGUCGUACGCGCGGGCGCGAAGUGGACGUCAUGGCGCGGCGGCAAGCAGCCCACGAGAACAUAUUUGGGAAGUCUCGUCAUCAGAUACCAGGCAGUGAAAUCGCUUCUCUCACGAAUCAGAGGGUGACUGACGAAGACAAGGUCCCGCUCUCCGUGCACGUCGCUGUUGAAGAGACUGUCCAUGUCAAUACAGAACGACAGUGGUUAGGCCUUGGUGAUGAUCAUGCGUAUGAACUUGGAUAUCAUUCGCGCAAGCAACGGGAGAAAAGCGAGGAAUUCGGGGAGCAGGUCGAGAGGGAGCUCGCCAGUCGAGGGUAUGGACGACGUCAGCCAUCCGACAACCGGGCUAAGUAUGACUUGUUACAGCCUACGGAACCGAUGCAGCCUGUCGCACGGCGGCGCUCUGGACGAUCAUGGUGGCGCAAUAUAUACGACCGACUGUCACAGUCG
Messenger RNA from Phanerochaete carnosa HHB-10118-sp, 1404 nucleotides. RefSeq lists its product as uncharacterized. Lineage: Eukaryota; Fungi; Basidiomycota; Agaricomycetes; Polyporales; Phanerochaetaceae. Gene Ontology annotation, biological process: transport. The annotation marks the transcript as partial. Gene Ontology annotation, molecular function: transporter activity. The transcript is spliced from 12 exons. The record is from RefSeq and is a predicted model, not a curated record.